This is a messenger RNA of Onychostruthus taczanowskii (white-rumped snowfinch), 1463 nucleotides long. RefSeq names its product zinc finger protein 414-like. The transcript is spliced from 5 exons. Bases 1 to 1053 code for a protein of 350 amino acids. The record is from RefSeq and is a predicted model, not a curated record. Lineage: Eukaryota; Metazoa; Chordata; Aves; Passeriformes; Passeridae.
AUGUACGGGCACCGGCACCGUACCGGUAUCGGGGCUGUACCGGUAUCGGGGGUGCCCCGGCACCGGCGGGGUGCUGGCACCGGGAAGGGAGCACUGGCACCGGGGGAUGUAACGGGCCAGGAGUGUGCUGGCACCGGGGCUGGAUCGCUCUGGGCUCAGCCCCGGGCUUAUCCAUGUGUGAGCCUCGUGCCCAGGCACUGUAAUUUUGGCCAAGAACGGUCCCCGCGUGCCCAUCAGCCGCUCGCAGUCUCUGUCACGGCUCUUUCCCGGCUCAGGUGUGAGAACUGCCUGCUGCGCUUCCGCACGCACCGCUCGCUCUUCAAGCACCUGCACGUCUGCUCCGACAGCGCCAGCGGCCCCGCGCCGGCCCCGCGGCCCGCGCUGCCUCCCGCUGCCCCCGCCGCGGACAAGGAGCCCCCCAGGCCCCCCGAGGCGCUGCCCAAGCCGCCCAGCGCCCUGCGGCCCCUGCAGAAGGAAUCGCCGGCGGCGGGCGCGGACUCUGCCCCGGCGGCGCUGCCCGGCCCGCUGGAGCCGCUGGGGUCGGGGGCCCCGCACCCCUUCCCGCUGCUGGAGCCCGGCCUGUUCGGGCCCUCGUCCUUGACUCGCUUCUCGGGGCCGGCCCCGUCCUCGGUGCCGGGGCCCUUCCUGCCCUACGUGCCCCCCUCGCCCUACGGGCUGGCGCAGCCCCCGGCUCAGCACCGCCUGCGGCCCUUCCUGCCGGGCCACGGCCCCCCCAGCGUCUCCAACGCCGUCUGGAAGAAAAGCCAAGGUGUGAGUGUCAGCCCACUCCUCCCAUGCUUUGGCUCAGGAGUGACUCCAGGGCACUCCUCCAACAGCCGCAUCGUCUGGGAGCACACGCGGGGCCGCUACAGCUGCACGCAGUGCCCCUUCUCCACCGCCUCCCGCGAGGACAUGACCCUGCACAUCGAGGACCACCGCAAGAACCCCCAGCCCGGGCGCCUGGAGGCCGAGAUGGAUUUCGGGGUGGGCCUGGCCCCAUUCCACACCAAGCUGCCGCCAGAGAUGGAGAACUCCCUGUACUCCCAGCUUUGAUGCCCUCGGCUCCCAAGGGACUCUCCUGCACCUCCCUGUCCCUGCCCCGAGCCGGGCAGGGGGCACAGCACAGCCCUGCCACUGUGCUGGGACAGGCAGCCCUCCCUGGGGACAGGAGCAGCAGAGGGGCCGAUGUUUCCCCUGGAAUUUCUCCCCUUCCUUUUUAUUUUCGGGACUCUGCCGCAGCCAGAACCGCCGUAUCUCCCUCCCCGAAAGGUUUUGUUGUUUCAGCCCCGGGGGCUCUGCGGGGAGCCCGGUAGGUUCUCAGGAGUUAGUGGACUUCUCUGGAAUGAGAUCUCGGAAAAAUAAAUGGGAAUUGUACAGGAGCGGCAGCCGGGAGAGGCUCUGUCAGUCCCUGUGGGAAGGGGCGACCGGGGCUGGCUCUGACGAGCCCCCCAAAACCAAAGGAG